Messenger RNA from Elaeis guineensis (African oil palm), 879 nucleotides. RefSeq names its product mavicyanin. Gene Ontology annotation, molecular function: electron transfer activity. Gene Ontology annotation, cellular component: plasma membrane. Lineage: Eukaryota; Viridiplantae; Streptophyta; Magnoliopsida; Arecales; Arecaceae. The record is from RefSeq and is a predicted model, not a curated record.
CCUAGUCCUACUAACCCCAACCAAGCCGCCCCUCGGAGCCUUAUUUAAGGACCCUCUAACCUCUCGUAUCAAAUGUGCAACUCCCUCUUGCCAUCCCACAACCUCUCUUCCUUUUGAACAAGUUCCAAAAUGGCUGGAUGCACUUCUAUAGCCUUGGCCGCUCUUCUCCUCAUGAGUUGUGCAACAUGGGGCUCGGCCACCAAAUACACCGUCGGCGAUUCAUCGGGUUGGACGACGAACGUCAAUUACAAUACUUGGACCAGUGGCAAAGACUUCAUCGUUGGUGAUAGCCUCUUGUUCAACUUCGCGACCGGGGCUCACACCGUCACGGGGGUGAGCUCGAGCGACUACAAUUCCUGCUCAUCGAGCAACGCCAUCAGCUCUGUGACCAAUGGGCCAGCAACCAUCGAACUCAACACGACGGGCACACGCUACUACAUCUGCGCCAUAGCCGGUCACUGCAACCUAGGAAUGAAGCUGGAAGUCACCGUCCGAUCAUCAUCCCCCGGCUCGCCUUCCACGCCCCCACCUCCACCCAGCUCCACCACGCCGACAGCCAGCCCACCCCCCCCCACCACCACCGGCAACAACUCCGCCGCUCCAGCUGGCCUUGUGCCGGCCUCGGCGAUGGUGUCGCUCACCGGAUUGGUGGUGCUGCUCUUCUAGUCCUGCAGGCCAGGGUGGAGACAGUGCACUUAUGCUCUAUUGAGUCAUUUCUUGUAUGUUAGGUGGCUGGUAUUAUUGUGUUAUUGGGAGAAUGCUUUUGCAGCGUGGUGGUUAUUUAUGUAGUAUUAAUUAGCAUGAAUAUAGUGUCAUUUGAGUGUGAUAGGUUGGUGCAAAUUGGAACAGCUGGCAUGAUGAUUUCAGGGAUAUUAUUCU